AUGGCAGCUUUUCGCCUUGAAAAUGAAAAUAAUCAACUUGAUGAAGUCAUGCAGUACCGAAUGGGAAGAUAUAUCAACAGUAAUGAGGCUGUUUGGCGAAUUUUCAAUUUCAAAAUACAUGAGCGCUAUCCAUCUGUCGUACAUCUAAGUGUUCAUCUUGAAAACGGGCACCGUGUCCAUUUCGUUGCUGACAAUGCGAGGGAAAGAGCUGCAAAGCCUUCCAAUACAACUAUGACAGUAUUCUUUCAAUUGUGUCAAGAGGAUUCUUUUGCAAGAACCUUACUCUAUCCCGAAGGUGCUCCUGUUCCAGGUUACCAUAAUUUACGUGCAGCGGAUGCCAUAGGGCGCAUGUACACGGAAACUUGUCAAAGACUUGGUAUGCUCGAGAGCGACGAGCAGUGGGACACAACAAUGUCAAAAGCCUCCCUCUCCUGCUUUGCUGCGCAGUUGCGAAGGCUUUUCGCUAUCACUCUUACGACGUGUGCGCCAUCUAAUCCACAAAAAGACAUUUGUGUUGCGAUUAACGGUCAAUCUCUUUCUCAACUGGGCUUGCCACCUCCUUCCCGCAACAAUGAUAGUUCCUUAGAUGGUGAUAACUUGAGAGAACGAAACUAUGAUGUCAAUGAAAUUAUGGGAGGCUUGACAGUCAUAUUAGCAGGCGACUUUCGCCUAACCCUGCCUAUCAUCUCACGGUCGACUCCAGUCAAUGAGUUGAAUGCCUGCAUUAUCAUCUUAUCUUUGAAUGCACGUGCAGGCUAUGCCGUUAUGAGAGUCCACUUAUUUGGAGAAGCUGCCGCAGGUAAUUUUGCACAACAAUUGUUGUGUCUGGGUGGUAGGUUCCCUACUGACCCGACUACUGACCUGAUAACCUUUCCAACGUAUUUCUGCAAUUUAGUACAGUCCGUGGAAGAAUUGGUGGCAAAGGUUUUCCCAGACAUUGGAAAAAAUUUCAAAUCACCAUUGGCUUUGUGA
This is a messenger RNA of Strongylus vulgaris, 972 nucleotides long. The record is from the annotation of a GenBank genome assembly. NCBI's taxonomy places the organism in Eukaryota, Metazoa, Nematoda, Chromadorea, Rhabditida, Strongylidae.